Messenger RNA from Telopea speciosissima, 981 nucleotides. Its product is annotated as peroxidase 60-like. Gene Ontology annotation, cellular component: plant-type cell wall; plasmodesma. The transcript is spliced from 4 exons. Gene Ontology annotation, molecular function: heme binding; peroxidase activity. The coding region runs from base 1 to 981 and encodes 326 amino acids. The record is from RefSeq and is a predicted model, not a curated record. Lineage: Eukaryota; Viridiplantae; Streptophyta; Magnoliopsida; Proteales; Proteaceae. Gene Ontology annotation, biological process: hydrogen peroxide catabolic process; response to oxidative stress.
AUGAAGGCUAUAGCGGAAGUUACAUUAUUAAUUGCGUUCAUUCUAUUGAUCAGCUUCAGUGAACUGUGCUAUGGUGACCUGCAAGUAGGGUUCUACAAUGGAGAAUGUGGAUUCAUAGAUGUUGAGCUUAUAGUGGGACAAGUCGUCGCUGCCCAAGUCUUCAGGGACCCAACCAUUGUAGCUGCUCUUCUCCGAUUGCAAUUCCAUGAUUGCUUUGUUAGGGGUUGCGACGCAUCUAUCCUCUUAGACGGAAUUUUUACAGAGAAGGCUGCACCUGCGAACCUUAAUGUGAGAGGAUUCGAUGUCGUUGAUCAAGCAAAGGCCGCUGUGGAGAGCGCUUGCCCUGGUGUAGUUUCUUGCGCUGAUAUAAUCGCCAUGGCUGCUAGAGAUGCUGUUUUCUUGGCUGGAGGAGGAAAAUACAAUGUACAAACAGGGAGAAGGGAUGGCAUGGUCUCACUUGCCAGUGAAGUAAUCGAUCUCCCAGGCCCUUCAAUAUCAGUCUCUCAAGCCAUUGAAACAUUUGCUAUGAAAGGACUUGACCCUACAGACAUGGUUCUUCUACUUGGUGCUCAUACUGUGGGGGUUGCACACUGUUCAUUCUUCCAAAAUCGUCUCUUCAAUUUCCAGAACACAGGAAAGCCUGAUCCAACCAUGGACCCAUUGCUAGCUUCAAUCUUGAGGUUCAGAUGCCAAGAGAAUGGAACGAAGGACAACAGUGUUAGUCUGGACCAGAGCGAACAGAGUAGAAACAUUGUAGACAAUUCAUAUUACAAGCAAUUGAUGAUAGGGAGAGGAAUUCUAGAAAUAGAUCAAGAGUUGGCAUUAGAUCCUCAGACUAGGGAUACAGUGAUGUCUCUGGCAAAUACUGGUGGAUUUAACUUCGCUGCACAGUUUGGUGAGGCUAUGGUGAAAUUGGCUGCUGUAGAGGUUCUUACUGAAACUCAAGGAGAGGUUAGGAGAUCAUGCCGUGCCAUUAACUAA